Messenger RNA from Paramecium sonneborni, 1524 nucleotides. The record is from the annotation of a GenBank genome assembly. Lineage: Eukaryota; Ciliophora; Oligohymenophorea; Peniculida; Parameciidae.
AUGCGUAUUUAAGAAGGAGCUAUUGAGACAUUCUAUUAUUAUCUUUGGCUUUAAAAUGAUUCUAUCAAACAAAAUAAAGUUGAGUUUCAUCUCCCUGAUACUCUCAUCUACAGAUUAGGUGUCAUUUAAGUUUUAUUAUUCUUAUUUUUAUAUAUAGGCAUGGUAUUUCACAUAAAACAAUGAAAUCGUUGUUAAAAAACUUGAAAAUAGAACUUUAUCAAAUAUUUAAGCUGCGUUCCUUAAAGAUUGUGAAAAUGAUGCUUGUGCUUAUUUCAUCAGUUGCAAGCCUAGAAGAGAAUUUUACAAUACUUAAGAAACUAGAGGAGAAUUUUUAUAAGAUUAACUUAAUAUUGAUUGCAGAACUUCCAUUCUCUACUUAAAUCAAGAACAAUUUAAAUAAUUCAUUAACAAUUCUAAUAUACAUCGUAAUGGAAUUUUGUAAAAAUUUUCUAAACCUGCUUUGGCUAAAGAAAAUGUUAUCCAAGCUAUUUGGAGUUAAAAUCUCCUACUCUUAAGCUAAAGAAUUAAUAAUGUAGAAUUAUCUUCCAAAUUUGAUGUCUAAGAAAAAUGUUCUACUUUUAAUAGUUCAGAUUCUUACUCUAAAGCUUAUCCAGUUAAGUCUAAAGUAAUAACAACUUAAAUUCAAAGACUUAUAAAUUAUAUCACCACAAGAAUUUGUGUUGUUACUUAUGAAAAAUUUAGAGUUAAUAGAGCUGUACUAUAUUGUAAAGUUGAUCAUCUAUAAAGAAUUAACAUUUUAUAUUGUACAUCUUUAAGAUCCAAUGAUGAAAGUCCCUACCCUAUUUAAUUUGGAUAAUUAACUAGACCUGAAAAUGUUAAAAAUACUAUUACUACUAAUAAAUAAAAACCUAUUAAAUUGAUUAUGGAUAUACAAUGUCUAUCCUGUUAAUAAUUUUGUUAAUCUGAAGAUUUGUAUCCCAUUAAAUACUAAAAAUUAAUCACCUCAGGAGAACAUCAUAGAAUGGACAUCAAAUCUUAUUCUACAGCAGUUAAAAGAGCUGAUCAUUAAUAAACAGAAGAUAAUCCUGAAAACUAUAUUGCUAAUACUACUAAAUUAAUACCAGAUAUCAUAAAAAAGUUGUUUCCAUCUAUGUCUUAUAGUGUAUUCAUUUCUAUUUUUCUUAGGAAUUUGCAGAAAUCAAAUUAAACUCAGCUUUUCUCAAUAAAGAAUUGCUUGUCUGCUUUAAUUGCUAUCUAAAAUACACUUCUAUUAAAUCAAAAUUAACUUAAACUGGCAGAAAAUUAUAAUUAAAAUAAAAAAAUAGAUCUAUUACUGAUAUGAUUAGAUAAGCAUCUCAAGAAGUAUCCCAAAGACAUACUGAAAGAGAUCAUAGUGCUAAUAAGGAAUUUUAAAAAAUGAGUGUAUGUUUAACUUAAAGAGGGUCUUUACUAAAAAAUAUAGAUACUAUAACUAUGAAAUCUACUCUGAAAUCAUCUCAAACUUCAUCGAUUAUGAAAAAUAAUAUCACUUUAAGAAGUACUGCAAGAAAAUCUUCAGUUUGA